AUGACCUCGGUUGUUGAUACACCAACAGUCCAAGCAUCUAUUCGUGCUUUUAUCGUAGACUGUGCACCCACCCACCAGCAAGAGAGCGCCAAUGCCAUGGCUAGUCGCUUCCUUGGUAUCGGGAACAUCGCUGGCUACCUCGCCGGCUACUUGGACCUGCCCUCCGUUUUCUGGUUCUUCGGUGAUACCCAAUUCAAGGAUCUAUGUGCCAUCGCCAGUAUUGCCCUGAUCGCAACCAUUGCCUUAAGCUGCGCCUUGAUCCAUGAACGAGAUCCCCGCCUCGAGGGUCCUCCAACCAAGGACAAGGCUGGCGUUAUGGCCUUCUUUCGCAAGAUCUUCACGUCCAUCAAGCGGCUCCCGCCCCAAACCAAGAGGGUCUGCCAGGUGCAGUUUUGCGCUUGGAUCGGCUUUUUCCCCAUGCUCUUCUAUACCUCCGAGUACAUCGCAGAGAUCUACGCGGAGCCCUAUCUUGAGGCGAACCCCAACAUGACCCCAGAGCAGCUCGACAUACUUUACGAGGACGCCACCCGGAAAGGCACUUUUGCCCUCCUCAUCUUUGCCAUUAUGGGCCUGCUGACCAACGUCUUCCUGCCCUUUUUCGUCGAACCGACCUACGAAACCCGGCCUAGCGUGACUGCCAGCGCUCCUGGGGAAGCUCCAGGCUCCCUCAAAAGCUACGACGAGGAGAAAAAGCCCUGGCUCGACUACCUGGUUAUCCCGGGACUUACCCUCCGCCGCGCCUGGAUGUUCGCCCAGAUUCUCUUCACCGGCAGCAUGCUCUGCACCGUAUUUGUGCGCACAGUGGCCGCCGCCACCACCCUGAUCGGUCUCGUCGGUAUCACAUGGGCGCUAACGCUCUGGGCGCCGUGGGCCAUCAUCAGCGCCGAGAUCUCGCGCCGGGACGAGAUCCGCCGCUCGCAGUACGCCCUGCGCGACCCCUCCUCGAGCGGCCCCGGUCCCGUGGCCUCCCUCGACGGGUACUCCUCGGACGAGAACCGUGAACGGGCCCUCGACGAAGAAACCGAAGGCGACGCCGACGACCAAGCUGGCGUCAUCCUAGGCAUCCACAACAUGGCCAUCGCGGCGCCCCAGAUCAUCGCCACUGUCGUCAGCAGCAUCAUCUUCCGCAUCUUUCAGAAACCGCGCGGCGUCCCCGGCGACCACAGCAUCGCCGUUGUAUUGGCCCUGGGCGGCAUCACGGUGCUGAUCUCGGUCUUCUUCAUCCAUCGCAUCCGAGACGAUCCUGGGACCCCCGUCGAUGCUAUGAGUGCGGUCGAGGACGGUGAGGCUGGGAGCAGGCCGAGCACGUCGCACAGUAGGUCGCGCUCGUCGGAGCAGCUGCCGCGCGCGAGUUUGGAGAGGGCCGCGCUGGUGAGGAAUAAGAGUUUUGGGGGGGUUGAGUCUCGACGCAGGGGCGCCAAGUUCACGCUGGACAGCACGGCCUUCUGGAACGGGCAGAACAUGCGGCGCACGGAGCUGAUCCCGCAGACUAAGGCGGCCAUCAACCGCGGCAAGGUGUACUACCACUUCAGCAUGAUGCGCAAGGACACCAACGCGCCCAGCGUCAACCGUGAACACCAGAUCUGCUUUUUCGAGAGCCACUUCACCGAGAUGAAAUACGGCUGGAUCAGCGGCGAGCAGGGCACCAGCAACCCCAACCUGCAGUGGAUGACCAACCAGCAGAGCCGCUGGAAGACCGAGUGGAAGGCCGGCGUGUGGCACAACAUUGCCUACGAGAUUGAUUUCUCCGCCAACAAAGUCGGCUUCUGGCACUCGGAGGGGUCCGACCCGCUCAAGCAGGUGGUCGCGCCCGUGUCGGGGUCGACGUCGUCCAACGGCGCCGACUGGCACCUGGGGGUGCUGGAGCUGCCGCGCUCCGGGUACGCGGACACCAACGAGGACUUUUACUUCUCGGGCGUGUUUGUGGAGGACGGCACGAUCACCACCGCGGUGGGUGGGCCUGGUGACGUAAAUUGUGAGGAGGUCGAGGGAGUGAAGGGAGGAUGGGGGAGGCUGGGCUGGGAGAUGGAUGGGGCUGGUUCUGUGAGCAUAUAUCAUCACCCUGCCAGGGGCAAUUCACUGCAUGGACCAACUUCCACGGUUAUAUUCACCAGCCUACCUUGA
Messenger RNA from Chaetomium globosum CBS 148.51, 2124 nucleotides. RefSeq lists its product as uncharacterized. The transcript is spliced from 5 exons. NCBI's taxonomy places the organism in Eukaryota, Fungi, Ascomycota, Sordariomycetes, Sordariales, Chaetomiaceae. The coding region runs from base 1 to 2124 and encodes 707 amino acids. The record is from RefSeq and is a predicted model, not a curated record.